Molecule: messenger RNA, 1128 nt
Organism: Ilex paraguariensis (yerba mate)
Lineage: Eukaryota; Viridiplantae; Streptophyta; Magnoliopsida; Aquifoliales; Aquifoliaceae
Source: the annotation of a GenBank genome assembly
AUGUGUAUCAUUUCAUCUUUAUUCUCACCAACUUCCCCAGCUUGUACAGUCAAAUUGUUGAAUUGGAAGAACUCUCUCGUCAAGAAAAGGGAUGAAAAAGGAUUGAGUCCGCUGCAUUAUGCUGCAUUGAGUGGAUUUUCUUGUAGGACAUCCCAGCUAUUAGAUGUAGAUAAUUCCGUUGCAUACAUUUCAGACAAUGACAGCAAUAUAGCUCUUCAUAUAGCAGUUAGUAGAGGUUGUUGUUCUAUCGUUAAAAUACUUAUGUCGCACUCUCCAGAUUGCUGGGAAAUUACGAAUGACAAGAGACAAAAUAUACUUCAUACUGCAUUGAAGGAAAAAAGGAAGGCCAUAGUCAAAUAUAUCUUACAAAACAGUAGAGCAAUCAGCACUCUCAUAACACAGAAAGACAUUGAUGGCAACACACCUCUCCAUUUCUUAGCCGCUUCUCUCAUAAGGCAUCCUAUGGCGGAUAAGAAGGCCUUAAACAAGGAAAAGUUUACUCCGUUGGACAUGAUAACUGACAGAUACAGUACUACUCGGUUGAGACUGAGACUUGCUGGUGGUACUUUGAGCUUGCGCAAAAGGAACAGCAUAAUUAAAGAUAUGAGAAAGGGAACUACUGCAAUCGAAGAUCCGGCAAUAGUUGCAAAUAAACAGAAGGAAAGACUAAAUAAUAUCAGGAAAGGAGCGGAUACUAGUGUAAUAGUGGCUGCACUCAUACUCACCGUAACUUUCACGGCCGGAUUCACCAUGCCUGGUGGUUACAAUCAAAGUGGCGUUGAAAACCUAGUCCCUGGAAUGGCAGUUCUCUCAAAAAGACUAGCUUUCCAAGCAUUUGUCAUCUCAGAUGCUAUAGCCCUACUAUUCUCUUCAAUAGCUAUAUUUCUCAACUUUUGGGCGGGCAUGGCAUCAAAACAUAAUAGUUGUGUGGAAUCUAGCCAUUGCCGCUGGAAAUUUUGUUAUUGUCGCCAUUAUAGCGAUGAUGGUUGCAUUCAGUACAACGACUUAUGUAGUGUUGGAACAAUCACCAGCCCUUGCAGUCACCGCAUGUGUUGUUGGUGUCCUAUCUUUUCCCCUUUCUUUCUUAUUGUUCCGAACACUAAUUGGUAUGCCGCACAAGUAUUUUGA